GGCGGUUAUUUCGUAAAGAUGAGUUGGUUCCCAGAUGAGGAUGGGAUACGGCAAACGUUGGAUUUGCUACAUAAUUCCCAAUCAACUGACACAAACGUUCAAAGGGUUGUGCAUGAGAAACUAAAUGAGUUGAACAAUGUUCCUGAUUUUAACAAAUACCUAGCUUAUAUCUUGACAAAUGCAGGUUCGGAAAGUGACAGCACGCGUUCUCUUAGUGGACUUAUUCUAAAAAAUAAUCUGAAAAGUCACUUUAAGAGAUGCCCUCCUGAACUUAUUAGCUACAUCAAGGAUGGGUGUUUACGGUGCAUCAGUGAUAGUUCACCUAUGAUCAGAUCAAUUGUCGGAAUUCUUAUUACCACUAUUGUAACUAGUGACGGCAUACAAAAUUGGCCAGAGUUGCUUCCAAAGUUGGUGGAAUGUAUUGAUUCUCAUGAUAUUAAUUUUAUGGAGGGUGCUUUUGGCGCGAUCGAGAAAAUAUGCGAAGAUUCUUCAUCUCAACUGGAAACCGAUCGUAUUGGUUGUCCUAUAGGACUGCUUAUUCCGAAAUUCUUACAAUACUCUAGACAUGACAGUCCAAAAAUCAGGUCUCAUGCUCUUGCAUGCAUCAACCACUUCAUACAUAGCCAAUCUCAGGUUCUCCUACACUUUGUUAACGAGUUUCUGGAGUGUUUGUUCGCUUUAGCCGAAGAUGAAGAUCCAAAUGUCCGACGACAUGUUUGCUCUGCAUUUGUACAGCUUCUGGAAGCUCACUUGGAUAAAUUACUUCCAAAUUUACCUGACAUCAUUGAGUUUAUGCUUCUUCGCACUCAAGAAAACGAUGAAAAUAUUUCAAGAGAAGCAUGUGAAUUUUGGCUCUCGCUUUCUGAACAACCUGUGUGCCACCAAGCCCUGUCGCCAUAUAUCGGGCGACUUAUCCCAGUCUUAGUUUGUGGAAUGAAGUAUUCAGAAAGUGAUAUGGUGUUACUUCGAAAUGAUUUAGAAGAAGAUGCUCAUCUGCCUGACAAGGAAUGCGAUAUUCGCCCACGGUUUCAUAAGACGAAAAAUAAACUUUUCUCUCCAGAGGAUGAUGACGAAGAUGAAGACGACGAUUACGUUUCCAACUGGACUCUCAGGAAAUGUUCUGCUGCUGCCCUUGAUGUGUUGGCUAGUGUGUUCCACACAGAUUUUCUACCUAUUUUGUUGCCAAUCACAAAAGAACUUCUGUUUUCUCCUCAGUGGGAACUUAAGGAGUCUGGUAUUUUGGUUCUUGGUGCUAUUGCAGAAGGUUGUAUGAAGGGCAUGAUUCCAUACCUUCCAGAGUUAUGUCCGUUCCUGAUUGGUUGUCUAUCGGAUGACAGACCUCUCAUACGUAGUAUAACUUGUUGGACAUUAAGCCGUUAUUCUCAUUGGAUCGUUGGACAACCUCAUGAACAAUACUUCAAGCCUUUAAUGGUUGAGCUCCUCAAAAGAAUUUUGGAUUGUAACAAACGUGUUCAGGAGGCAGCCUGUUCUGCUUUCGCUACUCUAGAAGAAGAAGCAUGUACAGAUCUCGUCCCAUAUCUGGACCUCAUCCUACGAACUCUUGUGUACGCGCUUAAACAGUAUCAACACAAAAACUUGUUUAUUUUGUAUGAUGCUAUAGGUACACUUGCAGAUUCUGUUGGUCAUCAUCUCAAUCGACCGGAUUUCAUAGAGAUGCUUAUGCCACCGCUUUUUGAGAAGUGGAACGUUUUACGAGAUGACGAGAAAGAUUUAUUCCCCCUUCUGGAGUGCCUUUCUAGCAUGGCUACUGCCCUAGGAACAGGUUUCCUACCCUACUGCUCUCCUGUGUUUAGUCGAUGUGUUAAUUUAAUUGAUAGAACAAUACAACUCAGUAAGCUACAUGCUCAACAACCAGAUGUAUAUGAACCACCAGACAAAGACUUUAUGGUGAUUUCUCUGGAUCUCCUAAGUGGGCUUAUGGAAGGUCUUGGGUCUCAGAUGGAACAUUUAGUAUCAAGUAGCCCCCUGGUAAAGUUACUAUGUGAAGCAGCUCAAGACGCUCAACCAGACGUCCGCCAGAGUAGUUUUGCUCUCUUGGGUGAUUUAACAAAAGCAUGCUUUGCGCACAUCCAACCUCAGAUUGGUCAGUUUAUGACAAUUUUGGCUAAUAAUCUCAGUUCGGAGCAUAUAUCUGUUAGUAACAAUGCUAUUUGGGCAAUCGGAGAAAUUUGUAUUCAAUUGGGUGAAGGGAUGGCACCGUUUGCUUCUUUGUUCAUUCAUCCCUUGAUAGAAAUUAUCAAUCGUCAAAGCACACCUAAGACACUCCACGAAAAUACUGCGAUAACAAUUGGACGUCUUGGUUUUGUUUGUCCUGGUGAAUUGGCUCCUCAUCUAAGCACUUUCAUUCGUCAGUGGUGUCUGUUUUUGCGCAAUAUAAGGGACAAUGAAGAAAAAGACAGUGCAUUUCGUGGUAUUUGUAAUUUGAUUACGCUCAAUCCUGCCGGUGUCUUACAUGAUUUCCUUUUCUUUUGUGACGCUGUAGCUUCUUGGAAUAAUCCUAAAGACGAUUUAAAAGAGAGAUUUAAUGCUAUUUUACAUGGAUUCAAAGUCCAGGUUGGAGAAGAUGAUUGGAGUAAAUUCUGGAGUCAGUGUCCUCCAAUGCUUCGUGAACGGUUAUCUCUUCAGUACAAUCUUUGAGAUUUUUUGAUUUUUGAGUAAUGCAUGGUUUGGUCCUAAUUUUUGUUCGCGCCUACCCACUUUUACGUCGAUUCAAUGUUUUUACAAUUGGCCUUCGCGAUUUUUCCUCGAGUAUGGUUAACUAUCUUACAUCUGGCAUCCAGUGUUUUGAUCAACCAAGUUAACUGAUUCAUGUAAUGCGGUAAGAAAUGUCACUUAUCGAAAAUAUUAAGUACCCAUCUCAUCGAUGCUGAAUUCGUCAGUGUUAGCGUGUUGUGAAGUGUACCAUCUUGUGUUACUGAGAAACAGGUUUUUUUUAAAUAUUACACAUUUUUUCAUAGUACUGGUGGCUUCCUGUUAUAUAUAUAUCCUAAAGACUACAUUGAAUUGUUAAAAUAUUACGAAAAAAUUUAAUCCAACUUGUAGUAUCUGGUUAUUGUACUCGUGCACCUUAUUCCUCACUAGAGAAACAGUGUCUACUCGAGUUACCCAACUUACAUAUCCGUUCGGGAUAAAAGAGUAAACGAUGUAUCCAUGUAAUUUAUUUGAAUUUCAUAUCACAGAACGUUAAUUCAUCUGUGGCAUCACUUAUGUAUAAGUGAUAUGACUACAGUCAGUCUGCUUCUCUGUUAAAUUGCCGGGAAUGUUAGUCGAAAUGUUUUAAGAUGUGAAUGCAUGAUAGCAUUGUGCUCCCGUACAAAUGACAGUGUUUUCGUAACACAACUAUUGUCUUAUCCAUAAGUUCUAUGCUGCUAAGUUUGCAAUUUUGAUGUUUAGAAAAUAUGCGAUCGACAAUGCAACAUGAUCACAUAAUACUUGAUAAAGUAAGUAUAGGAACUCUGUAACUAAAGGGAGAACGAUAUCUUUGCAGAAGUAACGUUACUUUCAUCCGAUCAAUUACAGAUGAUUGAUUGACGAUGGUUGGUUCCAGACACCUUUAGCGUAACUUGGUAAACAUGUGUUACACCUCAUACAAUUAUUGAUACAACGUGUAAUAAUUAACCUUAGUAUUCCGCUCUCAUCCGUUUAGACGUAAGUGACAUAAAAUUUAUCUCCUAAAACCAUCUAUAUGUCCCAUGACAUGUAAUUAUCAUAUGUAAUUGUUUAUUACAGAUGUGUAUUUUACUAAAAGGCAAACCUCAUUUUUCAACCAGUUGUUUUGCCUUUAAUACCAGUUCAUUUGUUAGCUCCUGCCAGUUUGGUCUUUGAAUUAUUUGUCUGUCACUAACAUUAUAAAAUAUCCAUCACCAUUUUAUAGAUGUGUAACUAAACUAGUUCUAAGCAAUUUCCCAACAUGAUUCAAAGUACUGGAGAAGUAUAUUGCCCUUCUAGUGGUACAAACCAGUGCAAAUAAAUUAAUCAUCACAUCUUUCAGUAUUGUUAUGACUUUAGGUUGCUGUCGAUUUUUACCCUGUGCUAAUUGUUGUGUCCUUGACUGGAAAAUUAGAGAGCAGCGUACUUAUCGACCGACUACAGUGACACGUAAACACGAACGAACGGCCUACAGUUCUGAUUGGUCCUGCUUCCCUGUCCAGCCCAGCCAGUUGAGUCCAGAACACAAGCCACAGCCUCUGAGAUAUAAAUCAUUAUGUUUCAAACAUACUAUAUUUAUAUACUAACCAAGCAUACCACAUCGUACCAUAGAAUAGAAAACAACAUUUUAUACAAUAUUCAACAAGUGAACAGAUAUCGACCAAUAGGAAAUGUCCAUUUAAAGUCCAAGGACACCAUUGGACUUAACAUGAUAACUAUUGGUCUGUUCCUCCGCAUCCACAACAAGUAUAUUUAUUGUUUCUCGAUUUUUUAGUUAUGAUUCUCCAUUUUAUUAUCGUAAUAUCCACUUAUUUUUUAGAUGAAAUUAAAAGAACGAAUAUCGCUUUAAUAAUUCUCCAGUCUGUAUGUUUCACCGUUGGUUCAAUCACUGCCGUAUAUAACGCCAUCCGUUGGAAAUAUCGCUGUCAGUUCUCCGUUUUCCUUAUUUUUCACUUGCACAUGUUUUUCUGAGUUUUUUUUUAGAUAUUUGACAUGUUUUUUGGGAUGUCAAAGAGUGUUUGAACACAACAUGUUUUAUCUUUUAUUUUAAGGUAUUUCUAUAGUUUUCUCUACUGAACUAGCCUUUUAAUUUCAAAUAGUUCCAUGUCUACUUAUCUUCUACUUUUUUGUCUUAUGAUUCUUUUUUUUACUUCUGAGAGUACUAGUUUGGGUGUUCAUAUAGGGCUAAGACUCGGGGAUAAUUAGGUUUAGUUGGGAUAGGGGAUUAAGGGUUAUAUUAGUCAAGUAGAUUAACAAUUAAGACUUUCCUUUGGGUAUUAAUAAAACAUUUAAGGGAAUCAGGGAUUAGGGCACAUUCAUUCUCCCAACCGACAUCUGGUUCGGAGUUAUCAUCUCUACUAAAUAUAAAUAGUAGAAUUAAGGGAAAAACAUUUACACAUCUUAUACUGUUGUAUUUCUUUCAAUUUUUGUAUUCAACUAAGUGUUGUGUUGUACUUUAUUCUUUUGUACAUGUCGAUACCAUUUAUUCUGUGAUCUUCAUUGUCGUAUACCGCUUAUAAUAACAGUAUUGUACAUUUUAAAUUUUUCCACGUUUUUAUGAUAUCGGUUCAUCUAAGAUUGUGUCAAAAACUAAGUGUUUCAUCAAUCAAAUAUCGUGAGUCACGUACCUUUUAAUUUUUCAAACGGUUUUAAAUUUUGUGUUGUUUAUUCAAUGAUUAUUCAAUCUAGAUAGGGAUGAAAUAAACAGAUGAGUUUUUUUAGU
Molecule: messenger RNA, 5392 nt
Organism: Schistosoma bovis
Lineage: Eukaryota; Metazoa; Platyhelminthes; Trematoda; Strigeidida; Schistosomatidae
Source: the annotation of a GenBank genome assembly